Molecule: messenger RNA, 1683 nt
Organism: Lactuca sativa (garden lettuce)
Lineage: Eukaryota; Viridiplantae; Streptophyta; Magnoliopsida; Asterales; Asteraceae
Cellular component (GO): cytoplasm
Source: RefSeq, a predicted model, not a curated record
GUAAUCGGUAGUUAUCUUGUCAUUGUCUCUCUCCAGUCUUCCCCAAUCCUCCUGAUGAUCUUAACUUUUUAGUUACGUGAUCGACGAAAGGGAAACUACACGCAUUCUUACGAAACUUCAAUCAUAGUUUUUCCAGUCAGUUGAAUUGUAGAUGAAUUUCUUCAAAUCUAUGUUAUCUGGCGACAUUGAGCCGGAAAAUAUGGAUGGUUCCGUGAAUUCCGAGACCGAUCUUCGGCAAAAUCAAUCUCCAAAGCAUGAAGGAAGUGAAAGAGCUGAAGAAACGCAUUUAAAUUUAAAUUCUUCUUCAUCUGGGGAAUUUGACAGCGGCAGCGGUGGUUUAUGGAGCUUUGGUGAUCUGGUGAAGAAUUUAACAACCAGAUCGGAAUCAGUACUUGAGACAUACCGUCGCGAUCUGAAGGAAUUCGGUUCAGGAUUGAGGAAAGAAUCCGAUUUGUUCCGUGAAGUCGCGAGUCGAGCAGUGAAGGAGCUACCAUCUUCGAUCGAGGUCGGCACAUCGGCGAUCGAUGGAGUGUUGAAGUCGACUGCGGAUAUCAUCUCACAAGGUAAGGACGCUCUUCUUGAACCUUCCGAUGUUGAUGAUUCUGAUGUCUCGGAAGCAGGACAGAAUUACAGUGAUCGUAGUGGUUUAAAUUCGAAAGUGUACAGUCGUUUCGAUUCUCAACUUAAUGCGAUUCAAAGUGAUGCUCGAACUUAUUGCAACGAUCCUGAGGAUUUAGAUGAUUAUAAUAAGUGGAAGCUAGGGUUUGUGCUGAGUGACAGGGAAAGCGAGAUUGAGAAACUGAUUGGAGAUAAUGGAUCUGUAGAAGCAAUUUACAGGAAAGUUGUUCCGAAUGAGGUUAAUGAUGGAAGCUUUUGGUGUAGGUAUUUCUAUAGAGUUCAAAAGCUUAAACAGCAGGAGGACGUGAGAGCUAAUCUGGUAAGGAGAUCUCUAACAGUCGAUGAUGAAGAAGAUUUGAGUUGGGAUGUUGAUGAAGAAGAAGAAGAAGAAGCUGUAUUGCCUGAAAUUGAAAAGAAACAGAGUUCUAAUAAUGAAUCUAUAACUGUGAGUUCCAAUGUUGCUGAAUCAGUGCAAAAUCCAGAUGAAGAUGGUGUUGAUGAAUCUAAAAAUAAAAGUUCUGAUGUUGUCAAUGAGGAUGAGGAGAAGAAGACCAUUGUUGCUGAUGUCAGCAAAAACAGUGAGGAGCCAAAACAGAGUGGUGAACAUGUGUCUGAUGAGAAAGUUAGUCAAAAUCUUAAUGCUGGUAAAUAUGAUGAUGUAACUGAGGAAGAUCUCGAGUGGGAUGAGAUUGGGGACGUUGGAGACAACGAUGAAAAGGAAAUCUUGCAAGGCAACACCCCUAAGAAAGCUGAUGUGUUUAAGCAGUUGAAUAGUAAUAGUGGUGAAAACGAUGAGGAUUUGAAUUGGGAUAUAGAAGACGAUGAUGAACCCCCUGUGAAAGCCGGUAAUAGUAAGUAGGAAGUAGUUUUUCAUCGCACCGAAGGUGUUUUGCAUUGUGAUUUGUGUGUUGUGGGUUACUAACAUCAGAUCUGUUUGUCAUUGUAUUUACGCUUUUUGUCUUGUUGUCGUUUUAAAAAGCAAUCUGUUUCUAUGCCACAUGUCAUGGUUUUGAUCCUAAAAUCUUGACUUUUAAAGACUAAUGAUAAUUCACAAUUUUUAAAUUA